This is a messenger RNA of Medioppia subpectinata, 754 nucleotides long. NCBI's taxonomy places the organism in Eukaryota, Metazoa, Arthropoda, Arachnida, Sarcoptiformes, Oppiidae. The record is from the annotation of a GenBank genome assembly.
CUUGUUAUUUACAUGUAACAUAAGGCGAAUAUCUCGACAAUUCAAUCAUUUCACCAAGAUGGGCUUGAAAGGUCCAAAACCGGUACCAUUUUUAGGUAACUCUAUCUAUUGGCUGCUUAAACCUCGAUGUUUUUUGGACAUUGAGUGGGGCCGCAAAUAUGGCCAGAUAUACGGAAUAUAUGACAGCAAUCAACCAAUAUUAGUGGUGACCAAACCGGAACUGAUUAAGAAGAUUGUGGUUAAGGACUAUCACGUGUUCAUCGAUAGACGGAUGCGACCGACCAAUCAUUUCCUCUAUCGAGAGAGUUUGUCUCACGCGCGGGGAGACAACUGGCGCCGUAUCCGCUCGAUAGCCAGCCCUACGUUCAGUUCGGCCAAAAUACGCAAAAUGUAUCCAAUAGUCAGACAGUGUUUGCGGGCACUCAUGACACACGUGGUGGACAUGGAGUGCGGCGAUUGUGUAGACCUCAAGAAGAUGUGCGGCAACUACACGAUGGACGUGAUCGCCGCCGUGGCCUUUGGCACCGAUGCCAACGCACACAACGACCACUCGUCGGCGUUUGUGACGUCCGCCCGACAGAUACUGGACGUAGACUUUGUCCGCACAAUCAUUGUAUUGCUUUUGCCAAAGUUUGUGGUGAAAGCAAUCGGCUUAAAAUCUCGAGUCCCGGAAACGGCCCAUCAGUUCUUCGUGGAUAUCGGCCGACGGCUUAUAAACGAGCCCAUCUCAUCCAAUAUCUCGAUGUACUCCUGA